Beauveria bassiana ARSEF 2860 is the source of this 1563-nucleotide messenger RNA. RefSeq names its product cystathionine beta-synthase. The transcript is spliced from 2 exons. NCBI's taxonomy places the organism in Eukaryota, Fungi, Ascomycota, Sordariomycetes, Hypocreales, Cordycipitaceae. The record is from RefSeq and is a predicted model, not a curated record. Bases 1 to 1563 code for a protein of 520 amino acids. Gene Ontology annotation, cellular component: cytoplasm. Gene Ontology annotation, molecular function: cysteine synthase activity; cystathionine beta-synthase activity.
AUGGCUGAUUCACCCAGCAUCCCCCAUGUCGGCCGCAAACCCGCCACGGUCCUUUCCGCCACCGAGCUCAUCGGCAACACCCCGCUGGUUCGACUCAACAAGGUGCCACAGUCCCUCGGCGUCGAAUGCGAAGUCUACGUCAAGGCCGAGCUAUUCAACGCCGGCGGCAGCGUCAAGGACCGUAUCGCCCUGCGCAUGGUCGAGGAAGCCGAGAAGAGCGGCCGCAUCAAGCCCGGCGAUACGCUGAUUGAGCCCACCUCGGGCAACACCGGCAUUGGUCUAGCCCUUGUCGGUGCCAUUAAAGGCUACAAAACCAUCAUAACCAUGCCCGAGAAGAUGUCAGCCGAAAAGGUCUCGGUCCUGCGCGCGCUCGGCGCCACCAUCAUCCGCACCCCGACCCAGGCCGCAUGGGACGCCCCCGAGUCGCACAUUGGUGUCGCCCGUCGUCUUGAAAAGGAGAUUCCCAACGCUCACAUCCUCGACCAGUACGGCAACCUCGACAACCCGCUCGCCCACGAGCACGGCACCGCCGAGGAGAUUUGGGAGCAGACGGGCGGCAAGAUUGACGCCAUUGUCGCCGGCGCCGGCACCGGUGGCACCAUUAGUGGCCUUGCCCGCGGCCUCCGCAAGCACAACAAAGACAUCAAGGUCAUUGCGGCUGACCCCCACGGCAGCAUCCUCGCCGUCCCCGAGUCGCUCAACGAAGAGCACGCCAACCAGCCGUACAAGGUCGAGGGCAUCGGCUACGACUUCAUCCCCGAGGUGCUCGACCGCGAGCUCGUCGACAAGUGGUACAAGACGGGCGAUCACGAGUCAUUCUACCUCGCUCGUCGCCUGAUUUCGGAAGAGGGUCUCCUCGUGGGCGGCAGCUCCGGCUCGGCCAUGGCCGCCAUGCUCAAGGCCGUCAAGGAUUACGGUUUCAAAAAGGGUCAUGUGGUCGUCGUCGUGCUGCCCGACAGCAUCCGUAGCUACCUGUCCAAGUUUGCCGACGACGACUGGCUGGCGGCCAACAACCUGUUCCCCAUCAACGGCAUCGAGAGCGCGUCGGUCACGAGCCCCCACGGCAAGGCGACAACCAAGACCGAUCCCUACGCCGGCGCCACCAUUGCCUCGCUGCGCCUCAAGCCCGUCACUUCGGUCGCUGCCACAGCCGAGUGCGCCGAGGCCGUCGAGACGAUGCGCGACAAGGGCUUUGACCAGCUGCCCGUGCUCGCCGCCUCGGGCCGCCUCGUCGGCGUCGUCACCCUCGGCAAUCUGCUGAGCUACAUCUCGAGCGGCCGCGCCACCGGCCAGACCCAGGUCAAGGACGUCAUGUUUGACUUUGGCCGCAUGGACGAGAUUGUCACGGACCCUCGCCAGACGGCCGCCUCGGGCAAGGACGUCAAGCGCAAGUUUGUCGAGAUUACCCUCGACACGUCUCUCAACUACCUGAGCAAGUUUUUCGAGUGGAACAGCGCCGCCGUCGUCACGGAAAAGAGCGCCGACAGCAAGACGCUAGCCAAGCCGGUGGCGGUUGUCACAAAGGUCGACCUGCUUACUUGGAUGGUGAACCAAAAGCUAUGA